This is a messenger RNA of Penicillium samsonianum, 243 nucleotides long. RefSeq lists its product as uncharacterized. NCBI's taxonomy places the organism in Eukaryota, Fungi, Ascomycota, Eurotiomycetes, Eurotiales, Aspergillaceae. Bases 1 to 243 code for a protein of 80 amino acids. The record is from RefSeq and is a predicted model, not a curated record. The transcript has 2 exons.
AUGGAGACUGCUAAGAACGCCGCCAACUACGCCAAGGAGACUGUCCAGGGCACUGGAGCCGAGGCCUCCAAGGAGACCAACAAGAACGUCGCAAACGACUCUGAUGCUGGCUUCGGUACCCGAGAAAGCGCUGCAAAGGAUGCCUUCGCUGACAAGAAAGACGAGAAGUCUCAUGACGCCAAGGCGGAUGUGAAUAAAGGUAAUUUAACAUUUCUGGUAUCAUUUCGAUGCAUGAAACGUUAA